Fomitiporia mediterranea MF3/22 is the source of this 1638-nucleotide messenger RNA. RefSeq names its product oxysterol-binding protein family. Gene Ontology annotation, molecular function: sterol binding. Gene Ontology annotation, cellular component: intracellular membrane-bounded organelle; membrane; cortical endoplasmic reticulum. The record is from RefSeq and is a predicted model, not a curated record. Bases 220 to 1482 code for a protein of 420 amino acids. NCBI's taxonomy places the organism in Eukaryota, Fungi, Basidiomycota, Agaricomycetes, Hymenochaetales, Hymenochaetaceae. The transcript has 9 exons.
CCGAGCACGGCGCACUCAACUCUCUCCCUUUCGUCUUGCGGCGGUCAUCUUAGUUAACUUAGCCACAGCGCCUCCAGUCACAUCUCUCUGAUAUAUAUCAAUAAUCACGCACUCGGCACCGCAUUUAGCUGCGUAACGAACGCCUCACCUCAGUCGCCCCUCCUCCGGAACUACUUAACUUGCUUGCUUGUUGCACCAUCUAACCUCACGACAGACGGCAUGAUGGGCAUCUUUGGUCAGGCCAGCAGUGCGCUGCGUGGUCGACCUCGUGGCGCCUCAGUGGAGGACAAAGCAAUUGAAGAUAGCGAGCCAGAUGAUACCUCGGUUUUAGACGAGCAAGAAGGGUCCAUCAUUUCAAGCCUCAUCUCGCAGCUACGAAUUGGCAUGGACCUCCACCGUGUAACCUUCCCGACAUUCGUGUUAGAGCCUCGCAGCAUGUUAGAACGAAUCGCAGACUUCAUGUCUCAUCCCGAGCUCAUCUUUGGAGCAGAAGAGCUCGAUGAUCCUGAAGAACGUUUCCUGGUUGUUCUCCGAUACUAUCUGAGUGGUUGGCAUAUUAAACCCAAGGGCGUGAAGAAACCGUAUAAUCCCGUACUGGGAGAAUUCUUCCGCUGUCGUUACGACUACCCGAAUAGUACUCAAGGGUUCUACAUUUCCGAGCAAGUUUCGCAUCAUCCACCCAUCUCUGCUUACUUCUACAUUUCACCCGCUAAUAAGAUUCGCAUAAUUGGGGAGAUCAAGCCAAAAUCGAAAUUCCUGGGUAACAGCGUAUCGACGAUAAUGGAGGGUGAGAAUCGUAUGAUGCUGUUAGGUCGACCUGAAGAUGGAGAGUACGUAGUCACCAUGCCCAAUAUGUAUGCCCGUGGGAUUCUAUUUGGGAAAAUGGUGUUUGAGCUAGGGGAUACUUGUGUAGCGAAGAACGAGAAGACAGGCAUGUCUUGUGAUCUAGACUUUAAGACUAAGGGUUUCUUCUCUGGGACAUACAACACAAUCUCAGGACGAGUCCGCCACAACGGCCAAGAAAUCGGCGAAGUCUCGGGUAGAUGGUCACACGCAAUGGAGUUUAAAUCCAGCAAAACAGGACAAAAACGGAUCUUGUUCGAUGCAGACAGCGAAGUCGGUAAACGAGUAGCAGAGAAAAUCGUCCCGCCCGAAUCAGAGCAAGAACCAACGGAAUCUCGUCGACAAUGGGUGAAGUUAACUGAAGCGAUUUUAGCGAAGAAUAUGGAUGCUGCUACGGAUGCGAAGUGUGCUGUUGAGGAUGCGCAGAGGGAGGAUAGGAGGGUUAGGGAUGAGAAGGGGGAGAAGUUUGUACCGAGGUUCUUUGAGUUGAAGGAUGGGCGCUGGGAGCCUAAAAUUCAACUUCCCUCUGACCUGGAAGAAGCAACGAAAGCAGUCAUAGAAUGGAUCUGGCCUUCGUCUAAGAGCGAGCCCGAGCCCGAAGCCCAAUUACAGUCCUCCGAAUCCUCUUCCUCUUCCUGAUAAAUAAACGACGACUUAUCAUAUUCUUCCCAUAUUCCAUAUCCCAUCUCGUGUUCAUGUCUUCUCUGACUCACUUACACUACUACUUUACGCUUUACGCGCCUGCAACCCACUAUACACUUAUUUACCUAGUUACACUCAUAUACACAGAGAUCC